AUGGGUUCAGAUGGUGAGAAACUCGGCCCCAAUUCUAAUAACGAGCGCGCACCGUCAGGGAGAGUUAUGCCUCCUAACACGUUUGCUGGUAUCGAAGCACUGGUCACCGGUCUAUGCGACGAGUGGCGUAUCCUUCAGAGGAAAAGAGAGUGGUUCGUCGGCGCCGUAUGUUCGCUCUACUACUUUGGCAGUUUCCCAGCAAUCAGCUACGGAGGGCAGUAUGUAAUUCCUUUCCUGGAUGAGUAUGGCGUAUCACUGUCAGUACUGUUCAUCGUUACAUGCGAAAUGGUUGCCGUCUGUUGGUUCUACGGAAUUGACCGAUUCAGCAAUGAUGUCAAAACGAUGCUCGGUUUUUAUCCAGGAAUCUACUGGAGAAUAUGCUGGAUGAUGUGUCCCGUGUUCAUUUCGGUGAGUCAACAUAAAAGUGAUAAGAUUACAUUUCAGGCCAUCUUCGUGAUGACUGUCUGGCAAGCGUCGUUGUCGCCGAUGAAGUUACUUGAUUAUACAUUCCCAAAAUGGUCAGUUGGUUUCGGUUGGUUCCUGAGAAUGCUGUCCGUUACAAGCGUUCCCCUGUUUGCUAUAUACAUGCUUUCAUUUGCCAAAGGAACAUUCAUUGAGGUAAGUUAUAUUUUGGCUAAUCAUUAUUACCUUAACAAAAAGUCAAGUCGAACCCAGGAGCUUAGUGGACUUUCUUUUCAAAGUGGAUUCUGA
This is a messenger RNA of Angiostrongylus costaricensis, 711 nucleotides long. The record is from the annotation of a GenBank genome assembly. Lineage: Eukaryota; Metazoa; Nematoda; Chromadorea; Rhabditida; Metastrongylidae.